Molecule: messenger RNA, 3132 nt
Organism: Mustela lutreola (European mink)
Lineage: Eukaryota; Metazoa; Chordata; Mammalia; Carnivora; Mustelidae
Gene: CAMKV
Product: CaM kinase like vesicle associated
Exons: 11
Coding region: 224-1747 (507 amino acids)
Biological process (GO): peptidyl-serine phosphorylation
Cellular component (GO): intracellular anatomical structure
Molecular function (GO): ATP binding; calmodulin binding; calcium/calmodulin-dependent protein kinase activity
Source: RefSeq, a predicted model, not a curated record
CCCCGCCCCCCAGCCCGCCCCCGGCCCCGGGUGCGAAUCCGGUGCCGGCGAGCGGCGGGAGAUGCUGGAGGUUUGCGAGCCGAAGCGGCUGCAGCUGGCGCCGCGUCUGCCCCGCGUGCCCGGAGCGGAUUCUGCCCGCCGCCCCCGGAGCCCUCGGCGCCCCACUGAACACGCGAUCGCUUCCUCCGUGUGACCGACCGGCGCUGCAGCUCCGAGCCCGGCAAUGCCGUUUGGGUGUGUGACUCUGGGCGACAAGAAGAACUAUAACCAGCCGUCGGAGGUGACUGACAGAUAUGAUUUGGGACAGGUCAUCAAGACUGAGGAGUUCUGUGAGAUCUUCCGGGCCAAGGACAAGACGACAGGCAAGCUGCACACCUGCAAGAAGUUCCAGAAGCGGGACGGCCGCAAGGUGCGGAAGGCAGCCAAGAACGAGAUAGGCAUCCUCAAGAUGGUGAAGCAUCCCAACAUCCUACAGUUGGUGGAUGUGUUUGUGACCCGUAAGGAGUACUUCAUCUUCCUGGAGCUGGCCACGGGGAGGGAGGUGUUUGACUGGAUCCUGGACCAGGGUUACUACUCGGAGCGAGACACGAGCAACGUGGUGCGGCAGGUCCUGGAGGCCGUGGCCUACUUGCACUCACUCAAGAUAGUGCACAGGAACCUCAAGCUGGAGAACCUGGUUUACUACAAUCGGCUGAAGAACUCAAAGAUCGUCAUCAGUGACUUCCACUUGGCUAAGCUAGAGAAUGGCCUCAUCAAGGAGCCCUGUGGGACUCCCGAGUACCUGGCCCCGGAGGUGGUAGGGCGGCAGCGGUAUGGACGCCCUGUGGACUGCUGGGCCAUUGGAGUCAUCAUGUACAUCCUGCUUUCAGGGAACCCACCCUUCUACGAGGAGGUAGAGGAAGAUGACUAUGAGAACCACGACAAGAACCUCUUCCGCAAGAUCCUGGCUGGCGACUAUGAAUUUGACUCUCCAUAUUGGGAUGAUAUUUCACAGGCGGCCAAAGACCUGGUAACAAGGCUGAUGGAGGUGGAGCAAGACCAGCGCAUCACCGCAGAAGAGGCCAUCUCCCAUGAGUGGAUUUCUGGCAAUGCUGCUUCCGACAAGAACAUCAAGGAUGGGGUCUGUGCCCAGAUUGAAAAGAACUUUGCCAGGGCUAAGUGGAAGAAGGCUGUCCGAGUGACCACCCUCAUGAAGCGGCUCCGCGCACCGGAGCAGUCCGGCACAGCGACAGCCCAGUCCGCCCCAGCCACAGACACUGCCGCCGCUGGUGCUGCAGGUGGGGUCGCAGCUGCAAGUGGGGCUGCCCCAGCCCUUGGGGGCAGUGCCACCUCAGCCAUAGCGGGUGCUGCUGCUCUUGCCACAAAGAGCGAUGAUAUAGGCCCCGCAGACCGUAGUGCCACCCCAGCCACCGAUGGCAGUGUCACCCCAGCCACCGACGGCAGUGUCACCCCAGCCACCGAUGGGAGCAUCACCCCAGCCACCGAUGGGAGCAUCACCCCAGCCACUGAUAGGAGUGUUACUCCAGCCACUGAUGGGAGAGCCACACCAGCCACGGAAGAGAGCACCAUGCCCACCACCCAAAGCAGUGUCACACCAGCCACCAAGGCAGCUGCCACCCCUGAGCCGGCUUUGGCCCAGCCGGACAGCACAGCCCCUGGGGGCACAACAGGCCAGGCCCCGCCCUCUAGUAAAGGGGAAGAGGCUGCUGGCUUUGCCCAGGAGUCUCGGAGGGAGGAGACCAGCUGAGUGAGCAGGCUGGUGUGGGAUAGGGGGCGGGCAGGAGGGUGGGAGAGUGGAUGAGGGGCUUCUCACUGUACAUAAGAGUCACUGGCAUGAUGCCCUUGCUCCCCUCCUGCCCCUGCCUCCCAGUGUGGGGCAUGUCUGGGGGCCACGGGAGAGCAGUCUCAUCUCCUGUGUGUAUGUGCGUGAGUGGUGGGCAGGCCAGAGGCAGGACCGGCCCCAGCCCCUGCAUGGAUUCCUUGUGGCUUUUCUGUCUUUCGCUAGCUUCACCAGUUUCUGUUCCUUGCGGGAUGCUGCUCUAGGGAUAUUCAGGAGGUCCCUGCUCCCUUUCCCCUUCCUUUUUUGCCUCAUGAUUUCCCCAGGCAGGCCCUGCAGGCCCCAUCCUCUCCCAGGCCCUAAACUUGGGUGGCCUUGCCCUGAGAGCUGGUCCUCCAGCGAGGCCCUGUCAGCGGUCUUAGGCUCCUGCACAUGAAGGUAUGUGCCUGUGGUAUGUGGGCUGCUCUAAGAACGGACACAGGCUGGUAGAGAGAAUGUAUAAAUCUAGGGCAGUGUACUUUAAGACAAAGACUGGUCGCAUGGUGGGGGGCACUGCUUGGUAGCUUUGGGGGUCCUCAGAAGUGAAAGAGAAUGAGUAGGAGGGUAGAAAAGUCCACCUUUGUUCCUGGAAAUUUCCCACCAAUACCCUUGUGCUAUUUCCUGCCCUCCUGGGUUCUGCAGUGGGUUGCCCUGUGCCCUGAGCUUCAUAAGCCUGUCAGGGGAAGAAGGAACAGUUCAGGAUGUGAGAACAAUGAAAACCGGGAAGGCAGUGUGCAGGCCCAGUACCUAGGGCACUGGCCUAGCUGGGUCCUUACCCUGAGCCAGACAGGGAGGGCUGAUACCCCUUGGCUCUUCUCUGUUGGUGUUGGUGUCCCUCAGGCUACGGCUACGGUUGUCUCCAUCCCAGGGGGCCUGCUGCAUGGCAGUGUCCUAUAGUCUGAUUUGGGGGUUUGCCCUUCACAGGGGCAAAUUUCUGCUCUCCUAAUUCAAAAAUAAAAGAGGAACUUCCCCCUUCCCCCCAUGUCUGUGACCCAUUUCCCCUUCUGUCAGGGCUUAGAGAGAGAGGCCCAGGUGCCUCUGAGCUAUGCUGAGUUGCAUUUCCUGGGAUGAUAAAGUGGAAUAAGGCUCCCCAGUUUUCCUGAUGGAGGCUCCUGGCAGGUGCCCUUUGUCAGACCCCACCACAGCUUGGGCAGGCAGCCACACUGGUCCUGGCCUUCGCUCAGCACUCCAGUGGCAGUCCUGCCCUCCUCCCUGCAUGCCUGUGGGUCUGCUCUGGUGUAUGAAGGUUGGUAGGCUAACUGUGUGCCUGCUGAACCUGGCAAAUAAAUGUCACCCUGCCAAAGCCUCUGGCCAUC